CAAAAUUCCAUGGAAUACCAACAACCAAAAAAGUUCAGUGUCCUUGCACAAUGCAUGAGCCGCCAUUGCCCAAGUACAAAUCACAGCAUUGAGCUCGAUUCCAUAUAUCAUUCAAUCACUUACACCUUGGAAUUCAGAAUUCCUUAUAAGAAAGGGUCCUUGUCUGAAGACAUUUCAAGAACUGAAUUAUGGCUACCCAAGUGGUUAAAGAUGACAGAAGUGUUGCUGAGAUGUACCAUGAUGCAGAAAUAUGUUACAAGAAAUCUUUGGAGCUCUUGGAAGCAAUUGGGCUUCCCAAGGGUUUGCUUCCUCUGAAAAAUCUGGAGGAAUCUGGCUAUGUAAAGGAAACUGGGUUUGUGUGGCUUAAACAGAAGAAGCCAGUUGAAUACUACAACAAGAAAAUUGGAAGGACAGUCCUUUAUGGUACUGAACUUACUGCUUAUGUUGAAAAACAUAAGAUGAAGAAGAUGACUGGAGUCAAAACCAAAGAACUUAUGGUGUGGGUACAGAUUACUGAAAUGAGUCUCAAUGAGGCCUCUAAUAAGAAAAUUUACUUUAAGAGCUCCCUGGGAAUUGGGAAAUCCUUUCCUAUUGAGGCCUUCCAGUUAGAAGAUGAAAAAUAGGAGGAGAUUUCUGUUGUCUUUUUGAAGCCUCAAGUGUGUUUAUGUCCUUGUGGGUGGACAAUACAAUAAACAUUUAUUAGUGAAAGAUUAGAUCUUAUAUCCUACUUCUAUUUAACAAGCAUUCCAUGGGUAUGUUCAUUUUCUACUCAAAGUAUAUUUUGAAUGUACAAGUAUCCAUUGGCUUGUGCUUAACCUUUGUAUUGCAUAAAACUAUUCGAGUUUCUGGUUUAUUUUCCAGCUCUCUGCAACUUUUUAUGUCAUGUAUUGAGAUGCACAGUAGGACCCAAAGAUUCAUAGAUGGUUGAUCUUCUUCCGAAGUAUACUAAUGUUAAAUGAA
Messenger RNA from Cryptomeria japonica (Japanese cedar), 960 nucleotides. RefSeq lists its product as uncharacterized. Bases 189 to 623 code for a protein of 144 amino acids. The transcript has 2 exons. NCBI's taxonomy places the organism in Eukaryota, Viridiplantae, Streptophyta, Pinopsida, Cupressales, Cupressaceae. The record is from RefSeq and is a predicted model, not a curated record.